AUGAAUAGCCUUGAAGAAAAAAGCCCCUCAACUAAUCCAUCUGCAAUUACUAACCUGGUUUUACAAGAACUUUUUGAACGUGACCGCUGUUCCUCCAACGUGAUUGCUCAUGGUGUGUCUGAGUCCACAUCUUCUUUGGUAGCCGAACGAGCUGCAUAUGAUAAAUCCACUAUUUCUAAUAUUUUACUGCCACUUGGAGACUCUCUUCCAUUGAAUCUCAAGUUCAUAAGGAUUGGAAAACCACGUCCAAAUAGUACUCGCCCAUUGAAGCUAGUUUGUGCUAGCAAAGAGGAAGCAAAAUCCUUGCUAUACCAAUACAAUGAACUUAAGCGGUCAGGUACUCAAUUUCAAAAUGGUUUCAAUCUUGUCAAGGAUAAGACUCAACUUGAAAGACAACAAUUGCGCUCUUGUCACGAAGAAAUGACGGCGCGUGCAGCAAGGGGAGAAUUGAAUCUGCGCAUCUACUUUGAAAAUGGAUCGCCAAAGGUUGGGACUAUCCGGUCAAAAAACGAACAUCAUCUUCCUCAACUUCCUGUCCAUUAA
This is a messenger RNA of Macrosiphum euphorbiae (potato aphid), 543 nucleotides long. The record is from the annotation of a GenBank genome assembly. Lineage: Eukaryota; Metazoa; Arthropoda; Insecta; Hemiptera; Aphididae.